AUCUAUUCUACGAUUUUAUUUCUGUCGUUAUCUACAUAUGUUCUUCCCUGAAUGGGAGGAUAUAAUAAUAUUUUACUUUUGCGUGGUAUUACACAACUUUUGUGUAAUAUUACUGUAAAAAGAACUAAUAAAUAUUUUGUAAGACAAUUUAUUGCUAGAUCGUAUAUUUUUUUGCCAUAUACAACUUAUACGCAUAAACAUUUACAUAAUACUGUUAUUUUACAGGUAAACAGAUUUACUAUUACCUUUUAAAUAUCUCUAAAACUAGAUGAGAAAUAUAUUGUGAUCUAUUUUCAAAUAUCCCAUGUAAAUAGUAAAUAGUUUGCAUCGUAAUAACAAACAAACUAUUAUAAAUACAAAUUUUCAAAAAACCUAACUAUAUUUCUAGGCACGUAUUCUUCAAACAAGAAUCUGGCUUUAAAAAUAUAGCAGGUUCAGUUGAGUUAGAAAAGCUUUGAACGGUCACCCACUGGUCGAAGAAGGAGAGGCCCCUACGUAUCCCUUUCACUUUGCAAUGAAACAUGCCAAUUUGUAGAAUGUGUUCAGACUAGAAAAAGUGCAAACCUUCUUUUGUCCAUAUCGUCUAUUUUUCUCGAACUAUGACCAUCGUACCAGAUUUUCGGACAAUUACUAGAUUGAUUUUCUUGUUUUCUUUGCAUUCGUAGAUGUCAAAAUCAACUAAAGAAUCUGGUGUUAAUGAAAAUCAAUCAAAACCUGUUUGCUCGAAAUGCAAUUCAACUGAAAAUGUAAUAUCAAUAGUUUAUGGAUAUCCAGGUGAUGAACUUAUGAAAUCUGCUCGAGAAGGACAUGUAAAAUUAGGUGGAUGUUGUGUUAGUCCUGAUAGUAAACGUAACUGGUGUAAAAAAUGCUCAGAUUAUGUAUAA
This is a messenger RNA of Didymodactylos carnosus, 884 nucleotides long. The record is from the annotation of a GenBank genome assembly. Lineage: Eukaryota; Metazoa; Rotifera; Eurotatoria; Philodinida; Philodinidae.